This is a messenger RNA of Linum trigynum, 875 nucleotides long. Lineage: Eukaryota; Viridiplantae; Streptophyta; Magnoliopsida; Malpighiales; Linaceae. The record is from the annotation of a GenBank genome assembly.
UGAAUGUUAAAUUAAUAAAGAGCUAUAUAAGGUAAAUACGUACGUAGUUUAUCCAAAUUAAUAAAAAUUUUUGAGGAAAGGAAGUAAAUGGCGACCCAAGCUUUGAUUAGGAGGACCUCGAGGGCUGCUUUUGUCUCCAGGCACAUUCAGACGAGUGCACGCCGGGAUGCGGCCUCUACAAUCGACUCGGCCGCUCAGGCGACCAAGAAGGGAGCUGCAGAGGCAAAGAAGGUUGGGGAGGAAGUGAAAGACAAGGCCGCCUGUGCUGCUGGAGAUAUGUCCCAGAAAGGCAAGGAAGUGGCGGGAGACGCAGCAAAUGUGGCCCAGAACGUGACCGAAAAGGCAAAACAGACGGUCCAAGGAGCGUGGGGAACGAUGAAGGACACGACACAGAAGAUCAAAGAAAGCGUCAUGAACAAAGCAGGCGAGUCCAAAGAAUGCGUCAAGGAAAACGCAGAUGCUGUGAAGCGUAACAUAAACUCCAAGAAGUCGGAUCUCUCAUAAUAAUCAAACUAAUUAAAUAACACAUCGUCCCCAUUAUUAUUCUAUAUAUUUCAAACAUAUACAUAUAUACAUGGAGACGUAAUUCCUUUUUUUCACAGAAUAUACAUAUCGAGUUAUUUAUACAAUUAAAGUACGAGCUAGGCAUGGUUUUUUUAAUUUUAUUGAAACGUAUUGAACAAUUAGAUCCAAUACGGUCCAAUAAAAUUCCUAUCAGAUUGUUUUGAAAUUUUGUUCGAGUUCUUUACACUGCAUUACAAGUAUUUAGAAAUUACUUGCAAGCGAUGACAACAAAUAAGUAUGUACUAUUUUCUCUACUAUGAAUUGUAAAUAAAAAAGGUUACCAUUUGGUUGAAUAAAAAAACCAAUUUGUC